Molecule: messenger RNA, 4519 nt
Organism: Rattus rattus (black rat)
Lineage: Eukaryota; Metazoa; Chordata; Mammalia; Rodentia; Muridae
Gene: Nipa2
Product: NIPA magnesium transporter 2
Exons: 6
Coding region: 110-1189 (359 amino acids)
Biological process (GO): magnesium ion transport
Cellular component (GO): membrane
Molecular function (GO): magnesium ion transmembrane transporter activity
Source: RefSeq, a predicted model, not a curated record
UGCUGAAAGCUGGAAAAAAGUUUGAAGACUGCAUCAUCCUGCCUCCAGUACAAGCAGUUUCUCUGUUCGGUGAUCAAUGUCACUCACAGGAACUUAAGUAACUAACGAAAUGAGCCUGGGGCGUGGAAAAUAUGACUUUUAUAUUGGUCUCGGAUUGGCUAUGACCUCCAGCAUUUUCAUUGGAGGGAGUUUCAUUUUGAAAAAAAAAGGCCUUCUGCGACUUGCCAGAAAAGGCUCCAUGAGAGCAGGUCAAGGAGGCCAUGCAUAUCUUAAGGAAUGGUUAUGGUGGGCUGGACUGCUGUCAAUGGGAGCUGGUGAAGUGGCCAAUUUUGCUGCAUAUGCAUUUGCUCCGGCCACACUGGUGACUCCACUAGGUGCACUCAGCGUCCUUGUAAGUGCCAUUCUGUCUUCAUACUUCCUAAAUGAAAGACUUAAUCUUCAUGGGAAAAUUGGGUGUUUACUAAGUAUUCUAGGAUCUACAGUUAUGGUCAUUCAUGCUCCAAAGGAAGAGGAGAUUGAGACCUUAAAUGAAAUGUCACAUAAGUUAGGUGACCCAGGUUUUGUGGUCUUUGCAACAUUUGUGGUCAUUGUGGCCUUGAUAUUCAUCUUUGUGGUGGGACCUCGACAUGGACAGACAAACAUUCUUGUGUACAUAACAAUCUGCUCUGUGAUUGGAGCAUUUUCAGUCUCCUGCGUGAAGGGUUUGGGUAUCACUAUAAAAGAGUUGUUGGCUGGAAAGCCUGUUCUGCAGCACCCCCUCGCCUGGAUUCUGCUGCUUAGCCUUGUGGUCUGUGUGAGCACACAAAUUAAUUACCUAAACCGGGCUCUGGACAUUUUCAACACUUCCAUUGUGACUCCAAUAUAUUAUGUGUUCUUUACAACUUCAGUUUUGACGUGUUCAGCUAUUCUUUUUAAAGAAUGGCAAGAUAUGCCUGUUGAUGAUGUCAUUGGGACUUUGAGUGGCUUCUUCACAAUCAUUGUGGGGAUAUUUUUGUUGCAUGCCUUUAAAGAUGUCAGUUUUAGUCUAGCAAGUCUGCCUGUAACUUUUCGAAAAGAUGAAAAGGCAGUGAAUGGCAAUCUUUCUAAUAUGUAUGAAGUUCUUAAUAAUAAUGAAGAAGACUUACCAUGUGGGAUUGAACACACUGGUGAAAAUAUCUCCCGUAGAAAUGGAAAUCUGACAUCUUUUUAAGGAUAUGUUUGAAAAGUUAACCUAUAAUUCUGUUAUAAAAGUGAUUUUUGAGUGUCAGAAUGUUAUCUGAAAAAAAUUGUCCUCAAAUAAUGUCCUCUAAAGACAAUCUUUUUUUUUAAGUUUUCACUAAUUUGGAUCAAGAAAUUACUUUUCUUAUAUUUAAACAAUGGUAGCUCACUAAAAUGACCUCAGUACAUGGCUAAUUUCUAAUAACAUUGUAUUAUUGUAAAGGUAUUUUACAUUUUUAUUCAUACUCCAGAAAUCUAAAUGCACUAAUGAUAAAUUUUAAGCCUAUAAAAAUGUUUUAUUUUUUCCAUCGGUGAUGAACAUUAAAAUGUACAUUUGUGAUCCCCAUUUCAUCAAUACCUCAUCACACCAAGGCUUCUUGAUUAUAAAGAUAUGUGUGUGAUUCCAAGAAAAUAAGUCUCAGGUGGUGAUUUGUCACCCAAACACCUGGUUUCUCACACACAUCUGCUGGCCUCCUUUUGGAAAAACCCACUGUGCUAUCAGUCAGUACUUGCUGCUUCCAUAGUGACUGGAUCUGUGUCAUCUUAUGUGAGCUCUUGGACCUUUUAGUGUGUGUGUUCAGAAUGGAUUACAUUGUCAUUCAGCCCUUAACAACUCUGGGAUGUCAACAGAGACUUGUGGUUUCUUAAAUUUAGAAACUCAUGCUUGCAUAAAAUGACAAGUUGGAACAAAGUUCUUUCUGAAUAUUCUGAUUCCAAAUGCUUAGAUUUAAAAUAUUUGUAGAAUACAUCUCUUUGAACCAAGUGGUUUAUUUUGCUUCAGAGUUUGAACCUUUUUUUUUUUUUUUUUUAGAAACUGUGAAAAAAAUGUUUAUAGAAAAAUGCAAAUAGGUACAAAAAGGUUAGGCCAAUGUAAGGAACACUCUCCAGCUUCAGACCUGCCCACUUCAAAGUCAUGUAUUAGCCUAAAAAAAUUCACCCUCCUCCAUGCUACCCCCAUUAACAGGAAGAACUGAGGUUUGGGCCUGUGCCUGUUUCCUGUUUCCUCCCCAUAGUUGUAUAGUGACUUAGAUUUUGUGAAGAAUUUUUUUUGGAGUGGGGGUUAGCUUUGUUCUACUAUUGGCACUCGUAAGGAUACAUACCUUGUGGGCCAUACUGGGUGUAGUCACAGUCCACAAAUGUUGUAAAACUGAGCUACAUUUCCAGAAUUCCUAUGUAACUUAAAUACCAGAGAGAACAGGUUUCCCCUGCACCCUCACCGAUAUACUUUGUCUGUUUUAUGUACUGUAUCUAUGUCUUAUUUUGCACAUAAAAAAUAGCCAAUGUUCAUUCCUUUGGGGGUGAAAAGUUUCCUCAUUGAGAAUGUGCGUGUUGUAUAUACAACACUUUAUAUAUAUGUAAUCUUGUACACAAGCAUUUUAAUUGGCCUAUCACUUGGUAAUAUGGUUGUUAACUUUUAAAAUCUAUACUUCAUAGGGUCAGUACAGAUGCCGUUACAGCUAUUCAUAUCAACAAAAAAUAUUUUAGGUAACUUUUUGAUAAAUAGGCUUGUUUAAAAUGUAACUCAGGUUUACAGUACAACCGAAUAGUACCUGUGUUUUAUUUUCUGUGUAAAAUAAAGCUCAAAGCUUUUGGAUUUUGGUGUUUCCCAGCCCAAUGAUGUUUCUCUAUUUAUGUUUGUUUUUAAGACAGGGAUCUUACUAUGUUCCUUAAGCUGUCCUUGAACUCCCAGCCUCCAGUGAUCUUUAUUCCUCAGCUUCCCAAGUAGCUGGGACUUGAGUGGCAUAUCACAGUACCAGAUUCUCAAUUUCUCUCCUCUUUCUCUACUUUUAGAGCAAAGUUGGGUUCUUGUUUUUCACUGGGCAAGCCCCAUAGUGAGAUAAUUACCCUAGCAAUGGAGAAGGUAUGUAUGCUGAGAGCUGUUAGGGUCAGGUUCCCUCUUCCCUGCCUCCCUGUCCCUUUUUUGCAGUGUCCACUGUCCCAUGUCAUGCUGUCCUCCCUCCCCCAACUGUUGGCCUUAAAGAGUAGAUGCACAUACCAUAGAAGUUCUCAUGUUCCUUUCAUGGACAAUGCAAUUGUUGUAUUACAUCUCAUGUUUCAUUUCAUCCCUACCCAGACCUUAAUGUUAAGUUCUACUUGUGUUUGAAAGAUGCCAUGAUCUGAACACAUCCUGUGAAAUGUGGGUAUGUACAGGGACAGACUAUCUUGCUCAUGCCAAUGAACAAACACAAAUAGAUUCCAUUGAUUUUUAUUUCUCUAAUUGUUAAGUCAUAUCUCACGAAUCAGACUCACUGUUUGAUUUACUUGAACAGGGGAAACAAUUUCACUAUCUUGGCAUAAAAGGGAACAAUGACUUAGAAAAGAUUUCCUAAAAGGCCAUCAGAAAAAUCCCUAAACAAAGCUACUCAUUAAAUUUAAAGUAAUUGGCAGGGUUUUUUUUUUUUUUAAAUACAAUUAGUUGGUAUUAUGCUCUUAUAGGAUAAUGAGUGAAUUUCGCAUUUUAUAACUAGCUACUGGAAUAUUUAGCAUGAAAAUAUUUGUUAAGACCAUAAUGGCAACAACUAGUAACCAUAUUCUCAGACUUCCCAAUUCCAAAAGCAUAUACAAUUUUAGUAUAGAAAAAUAUGUAAGUUUUAUAAAGUUAAGCUUUCAGAUCAAAAAGUAUCCCCUUAAUUAGGUUUAGACAUAAUGGAAAAUAGCCCCUAAAAAUUUCAGUAUAGUUUACAUAAAGACAAACAUGCCAUCAGUUACUGGGAUGCGAUGAGCUUAGCCCUCAGCUGCUGGCUAGGGACUGGUGGAUGGGUGGCUGGAAGCAGCGUACGUGUUCCACAGGUGUGCUCUCCCCAUCUCCAGAUUUCAAGUACUUGUCCAGGAUAGUGAUGAUCUCAUCAUUGAGAAUCUGGAACUUGCGAAUCCUCUCCACCAUCUUCUUUAAUGGCUAAAAUUAGAUCAGACUGUUAGAUUUAUUGUACUUUAAAAUUCAACAACUCUACUUCAGAAAAAUUAUAGAAAAUUAAAUUGACCCCUACCAUGUUUCUAACACCAUAGUUGGAGUAAUGAAUACAUUUACAAUUUAAAUUCACCUUGUAAUUUUGGUAUUGCUAAGUAUAGACCUAUAAAACUUGAAAACACAUUCAUUCGAUUAUCAGUUAUCUAUUGGCCAGGAGAGGUGGCCUAUGUCAAUAUUAUACUACUCAAGAUGAAACAGGUUUACUUUGAGUUCAAGGACAGCCUGGACACAUGGUAAGUUCCAGGUCACGCUGGAUGACCCUUUCUUCCAAAACCCAAAAGCAAACAAAGAAAAAGAACCUAUGAGCCAAAAUCUGGAAUAAUAAUAUAUAUUAUAUAAUAAAGUGUUCAGUAU